AUGCGCGCAACUGGAAAGGAAGGAGAAGUUAAUGGGAAGCUUUUGUGGAAGGUUUCUGAAUUGUGUUCGACGAGUUGGAACGAGGUUUCAUGCCAUGCUGGAGAUGACCUUAUCGUGACACCGUUCGCACAAAUUCUCGCCAGCUUGAAGAGCGUCCGGAACAACUACGUUUGUCUUACGAAUGUGGCGGUCCCAGACAAGAAUCGUCGAUCAUCCGCGGUGAACACUGGAGCUACCGGAGGAAAUGUCUCUCCGUCACAGCAGAAAUCCAUAAACCCCGCUGAGCCAGGAAUGCCCGAGAGAGACCGAGAAUACGUAUUUGGGAAUGCCAGCCGGAAAUUCCCUUCCGCUGCUUCCUCGCGACAGCUGGAAGGAAUUUGCGUCGGCCUGAAUUACAGUUCAUGUUCGUGGGGAGUCGUUACGACUGUCAGCGGGCUGCUUUUCUUCACCCCUUUCUUUGUGGCGUUGCGUUUCUCUCAACUCAACGAGCUAGGUGGCAGUAAAGAGUUAUCAGCUCUCUGA
Notodromas monacha is the source of this 522-nucleotide messenger RNA. Lineage: Eukaryota; Metazoa; Arthropoda; Ostracoda; Podocopida; Cyprididae. The record is from the annotation of a GenBank genome assembly.